Messenger RNA from Macroventuria anomochaeta, 5117 nucleotides. Its product is annotated as Sec7 domain-containing protein. The record is from RefSeq and is a predicted model, not a curated record. NCBI's taxonomy places the organism in Eukaryota, Fungi, Ascomycota, Dothideomycetes, Pleosporales, Didymellaceae. The transcript has 3 exons. Bases 1 to 4737 code for a protein of 1578 amino acids. Gene Ontology annotation, biological process: regulation of ARF protein signal transduction. Gene Ontology annotation, molecular function: guanyl-nucleotide exchange factor activity.
AUGCCAGGCUUCGCGCACGACGACGACCGGCCGACCACUCCCACGGGUCCGUCCAGGACACACAGGGCAAACGGGACCAUGCGCGCACUCAACACGAACCCGCCGAGACAGGAAACCUUCUUCGACGAUGCGACGCCCGUGGACAAUGCAAGAGACUCGAGGGCCGAAUCAGAGCCAGACCAGCUGCGCGACUCCCACGACCUCUCUUUCGCCGAGGGAGCUACUGCACGGGACUCGGUGGUCGACAACAUGCUGCUUUCACUAGACCAAUUCUCGACAGGGAACAUGUUUGGCGGCGCAUCAUCGAGCGGCAGGCGUGAAGACGAUUCCUUCUUCAUCACAGACAACUCAUACAGACCACCAGGGAAUCGCAAUCGAGGGCACACGUACACGACGUCUGGCUCCUCUGACUACGACCUACACGUCGACGAAUCGACGCCUCGAUUCCCAUCCCACUCGCGCGCACGAAGAAGCAACAGCAGCAACAACGUUGCCUCGCCCACGAACAGGAAUGGAAGCGCACGAGACCCUUAUGCACGGCGACAAGCAAACGGUGCAUACGGGCAGUAUCAGCAGACAGCACAUAUGAGAGGCGGCGCCAACAAGGGCAGUAAGAGCAGCGGCUCGUCGAGCAUGGAUUUUGGGCAGACUGGCAUAUUGGGCACACAUCGUUUGGGUUUUGGAAAGCGUUCUGCCAGCUUCGAUCACAGCAACAGAUCUGGUAUGCCCUCUGUGAACAACGAUUCCGUCUUAGAUAGGGGGAGAACUGCCUAUAUGAACUACGACCAGGACUACGACGCUGCUCCUGAACCUACCAUCCCCGCAGGGCCCAGGAGACAGCAGCCACCAUCGCAGUCGACUGUUGCACAAUCUCCUCUGCAGCCAGCAUAUGCACCUCCUAUGGCUCCUGUACCUCGUCGCAGGGGUAGUGUCCAUUCGAACACGAGUUACAGAACCUUGAGGAAAGGUAAGAGUCAGCUCGAGCCAAGCAUGAGAGCUCAGGCGCAGGAAUUUGUCAAUGCUAGCACGUUGCGUGACCUACCAUCCGUACCAGUAUUCCAGGAAUCAACGGCGCCAGCUCCAACCGUGGGAACGCGAAAGUCACUUUUUGGAUCCCAAGACCCUGCUCCUGCACCUAAAGAAAGGCCGGGCUUCUUCAGGCGAGUGUUCGGCGGAAGCUCUUCAAAAGUUCAAGCACAGCCAACGGUUUCUUCUCAUGCCUCAAAUACGGCACCUAUGGAGCCUUUGGCCUCCUCUCAACUGCGACCUGCUGAGAUCGAUUCGAUAUACUCUAAUAACCGACCGCGAACAACACCUAGUAAUAAUGCGCACAUCGCUAAUCAGCGAAAAUCCUUACCCAAGAUGCCACAGACUGCUGUAGCGCAUUCAAACGAGAUGCAGCCACCCGCACCACCUGUUUUGGCCAAAAAACCCUCGUCCUUCUUCAGGAGGCGCAAGAAGUCCAUUUCGGAAACCACGAAGCCUCCAAUAAUGUCUCUUGAAUUUGCACCUCCCUCGAAGCCGUUCAUUGCUGCACAGCCGAGCCCAAGUGUCAGCAGUUUACGCCAGGUUAUGAACCCGUAUCUGGUUGAGUCUCCAGUUACAGGUGAGAAAUUUUACGAUACUCGCGAGCAUCAACGAAUUGGAGGCGAGAAGAAUGGUGAGCGUCCCCAAGGAUUCUCGCCUGGCUACAAACCUCAUAAAGAUGCAACAGUGCGCACCGUGAAACAAAGUCCUCGAGAUGGCUCACCUCCUCCGUCGUCUCGCAGCGAACAAGUGAAGAGCUCAGAGUUACAAAGCACAAGCAGCCCCAAACUGAAGCUUAAGGUAAAGCAUGGAAAACCAGCACCAGCUGUGGUGAUACCGCAGGAAGAUACCUUCCUUGCAGACAGUAGCAGCUGCAACGAAGACCGAAGUGGACGCGCGACCCCCGUACACGAACCCAGUGACGCGGUUGGAAUGCGGAAGUUCAGUCCUGGCCCCACCUCUUCGUCACUCAACCAAACUGCGACGGAAGGAACGAGCGAACCCAAAGCACGCGGAGAACCCCAGACUGGACUACUGACACCUAGCGCGAGGGUGACGUCUGGCAGCGGGUCUGCUUCGCAACCAGCAUCAGCAGCUGAAGAAGAAGGCUGGGUCGUUACACAGGACGAAAAGAAAGCAAGAGGCCGGAGCCCGAGUGCAAGACGCGUUUGGCUCGAUACCACAGUGGCCGAAGAGUCGCCUGUUGACGGUGCUGACAGCCUGCAGCUGCCUUUGGAAGGCGCACGCUCAUCCCCGCAACCUCAGGAGCAGUCAGUACCUGUCACACCAGACGUGACCUCACCUUCAUCACCAAACGAUGUGUUCCAUUCUGCGACAAGCCUGCCUAUAGUUCAUAUCGAGACCCGCGAUUCAGACACGACCAUGCCUUCCAUCGUCGAGGACCGCUCAACGCAUCCUGAACCCACCGAUGCCGACAGAGAGCGUGCAUUGAGGAUCUUCAAUGGAAACGAGUCAGCUCUGCAAAAGUCGCAAGCUGCUGCUCUCCUUGGUGAUGUCACCCUCAGCAGUGCGCGCACCCGCAAAGCGUUCAUGGACCUCUUCGACUGGACUGGUUUCACUAUCCUUGCUGCGAUGCGUGACAUGUGUGGCAAGCUCGUACUGAAGGCUGAGACUCAGCAGGUCGAUCGCAUUCUGAUGAGUCUUUCAGAGCGAUGGUGCGAGUGCAACCCCAAUCAUGGGUUCAAGGAAGUCGACGUUGUUCACACUAUCUGCUACUCGAUUCUGCUGCUUAACACGGAUCUGCACGUAGCUGAUAUCGAGACCAGGAUGACCCGCAGCCAGUUCGUAAGGAACACUCUGCCAACCGUAACUCGAGUCUGCCAAGAUGCGAUCAAGGCAGACGAGACAUUGCGGCCUAAAUCAACUCAUUUCCGCAGGGGCUCCCUCCCAUGGAACGAGAAGUCAGAACCAACAACUCCCAGUGGCGAGCAGACAACCUUCCCUGCAGAUGUGACCGAGGAGACAGCAGAAGGCAAGCGAGCACGAAGCCGACUGUCAGUCAAACCACCUAUCAGAAGCGGCUCGGAGGGCAUAUUGUCUUUUGACUCUGUCGCAUCUGAGUCGAACACCCUUAUCAACACACCGUAUAAAGGCCCAAUGAAGGGGUGGGAAUUCCAGAUCGAGACAGUGCUCAAGGAGUUCUACGAGUCGAUUCGCAAACAACGCCUACCUCUCCAUGGAGCCUCCGACUUGACUGUUCACCACCAGUCUUCAUCCAAUAACCUCUCGGUGGCCGGCAUGCUGCGUCGCACGCCCAGUGUUUUGAGUAAAGCGCCUUCAGAUACGACUAGCUACCGUGGGCGUCCGCAAGCCGACUUCCGCAGCGUAGGAGCUCGUUGGGCCUCGAAGAACCGUUCCAAGCAGAGGCUGUAUCCUGCAUCAACAGUGGCAUCCAGCCGCACCAGCCUGGACGACACGUCGGUUUGGACCCCUGCAGGGUCAAGUACCUGGAGCCGCUACUCGUAUGGCAAGACGGGCACAUCCAUGUCAGUGGACUCGCUUGGCUCGCACUUUGCUGCUGGCGACUACCAGCAGGCUAUCGGUUUCGCCAAUGCCCUCAGCCAAGCCAUCAUCCGCGAAGAAGGCAUGACGAUUGCUAGUGACGAAGACUUUGCUCGCGCAGCACCACUCCUCGAAGACGAGUCCCUUGAGCUUGUCGGUGCGCCUUGGGCCAAGGAAGGUAUCUUGAAACAUAAGCAUCACCUAGAAACAGUCGACAGGAAGGCUAAAGACCGAAACUGGAGCGAGAACUUUGCUGUCAUUGAGAAGGGCUACAUGCGUCUGUUCUCUUUCAGCAUGAACUCAAAGUCUGCGCGGAUGAAGAGCAAGGCCAAGCCAGCUGCUGGUGGCAUCGUUGGUGGCGGCAACUGGAUGGACAACGCCGAAGUUCUGGAAGCUUUCCCGUUGCGACAGACUAUCGCCAGUGCUCUACCACCCCCAGGCUAUUCUAAGACAAGGCCUCAUGUAUGGGCACUGUCGCUUCCAACGGGCGCUGUUCACCUCUUCCAAGUCGGCACACCUGACAUCGUCCGCGAGUUCGUAUCUACCGCCAACUACUGGUCUGCCAGGCUAUCAAAAGAACCUCUCACUGGCGGUGUAAGUAGCAUGGAAUAUGGUUGGGGUGAGAACGUGAUCAACCCAGCCUUGAUUCGACAGGACAGCACCCCUUCGAUUCAGGGCCACAUGCCUCGUCCUAGCGUGGCAAGUUCUCUUCGUAGUUCGAUGGACCACGCGACAGGCGCACCAAGGGCUAGGCUCCCUGGCGAUAAGGUUGUUCUUUUUGAUUGGAGUCCACCGACUGCGAGCAUGAUGGCUAGCAAUCUGAUGGAAGUUGAUCAACUGAGAGCUCUUACCGACUACAUCAAAAAUAUUGAAGGAGAGCUGGCGCAUCACAACGAAUUGAGGGCGCCUCUGCUCAUCACUUUCUCUCCACGGCACCCCAAUGCCGCGAAAGCAAUGGCCAACUGGGAGCGCAAGUCGCAGUAUCUUCUCAAGGAGAUUGUCAAGUUUCGCACAUACAUCGACACAUUGACUCUUGCACAGAAUCAGAAAGAGAGGAUUUACGCCGAGCGGGAGGCCAACGGAGAAGCGCGUCUGGCAACGAACGAUGGUGCAGCCGGGUGCUCACCGUCAGACGAAGUUGAUGGUGCGAAAGAAGCCCCGAAAGCUUCCGAGCCCAUCAACGCCUAAUCUUUCCUACAUUUAUCUACGCUUGUUGUUUUGCAUAUACUGACGAAUCUCUUCAUGUACUGUUCAGGCCUUACACCUCUUCGACGAACGAUGCGGCGUUUACGAUUGCUUCAUUCAUCUAAAGUUACGCUGAGAGAGCGUCCUCACUCGAUAGCUUGAUGCUCUAUAUCCUUGUAAUAUCCCCUUCUUACUUCCAUUCUGCAUCUUGCAUGGUCACGACAUUACUAUCUUUCUGGUGUCGAAAGAAAAGUUACGAAGCAUCAUGUAUACGUAUUGUUCACCUGGAGCGGUUUGGGACUACAAUCCGGAGGAUCCAUUUUACCUUGAUAUGGGUGGAAGACGCCGUAUUUGGUGGAAGCAUUUGGUAGAUUCUUGAGAUG